Molecule: messenger RNA, 773 nt
Organism: Trichoderma citrinoviride
Lineage: Eukaryota; Fungi; Ascomycota; Sordariomycetes; Hypocreales; Hypocreaceae
Product: ribosomal protein L1
Exons: 3
Coding region: 114-767 (217 amino acids)
Biological process (GO): translation
Cellular component (GO): large ribosomal subunit
Molecular function (GO): RNA binding; structural constituent of ribosome
Source: RefSeq, a predicted model, not a curated record
CUACGAUAAAAUUCAACGGCCCCCCCAGAGCCUCUCUGUUCUCGAAAUCUCACCAACCACCCCACGUCCAGAUCACCAUUAGAUACGUUUGAUUCUAUUGGGAGACUGCCAAGAUGUCUAAGAUCACAGUCGCCAACGUCCGGACCCAGGUCGGAGAACUCCUCGAGUACUCCAACGAGACUAAGAAGCGCAACUUCCUCGAGACCGUCGAGCUCCAGAUCGGCCUCAAGAACUAUGACCCCCAGCGUGACAAGCGUUUCUCUGGCACCAUCAAGCUGCCUUCCAUCCCCCGCCCCAACAUGGCCAUCUGCAUCCUCGGUGACCAGCACGAUCUCGACCGUGCCAAGCACGGCGGUGUCGACGCCAUGUCGGCCGAUGACUUGAAGAAGCUCAACAAGAACAAGAAGCUCAUCAAGAAGCUUGCUCGCAAGUACGAUGCCUUCAUUGCUUCCGAGACUCUCAUCAAGCAGAUUCCUCGUCUCCUGGGUCCCGGUCUGUCCAAGGCUGGCAAGUUCCCCACUCCCGUCUCCCACGCCGACGACCUCUCUGGCAAGAUCAACGAGGUCAAGUCCACCAUCAAGUUCCAGCUGAAGAAGGUUCUCUGCAUGGGUGUCGCCGUCGGCAACGUCGGCAUGGAGCAGGAGCAGCUGGUUGGCAACAUCAUGCUGGCCAUCAACUACCUCGUCUCCCUCCUGAAGAAGGGCUGGCAGAACGUCGGAAGCCUUACCAUCAAGGCUUCCAUGUCUCCCCCCAAGCGCCUCUACUAAACUGGU